Molecule: messenger RNA, 2936 nt
Organism: Lotus japonicus
Lineage: Eukaryota; Viridiplantae; Streptophyta; Magnoliopsida; Fabales; Fabaceae
Product: G-type lectin S-receptor-like serine/threonine-protein kinase At1g11300
Exons: 7
Coding region: 243-2732 (829 amino acids)
Biological process (GO): recognition of pollen; protein phosphorylation
Molecular function (GO): ATP binding; protein serine/threonine kinase activity
Source: RefSeq, a predicted model, not a curated record
AGAAUUACUAGCAAUGUUGCAGCUGAGACAUGAAAGAAAGAGAAUCUCAUGAACUAGCUAUUCAUGAUAACCCAAAAUUCCAAAUAGAUAGUUUCACGCAAGUUGCAACAUCAGCCAUAGACUUUUCCAAGGCAUUGAAAAGUCAAGAAUUCUCAAACUAGAAGAAAUUUUCCUUCAAAAAGAUUAGAAAACUUUUCAUCUAUAAUGAAUUUAUGUAACAGGUUCUCAUCUCAGCAGCAACGAUGGCCUUCAUCAAUUACAUAAGUUUGUUCUCAACUUUGAUUAUAUUUUGUUUCCAAUGCCUAUAUUUUAGCACUGCCAUAGACACCAUCAAUUCCUCUCAUUUCAUAAAGGACCCUGAAACUAUAACCUCCAAUGAUGGUGCUUUCACCUUAGGAUUUUUCAGCCCUGAAAAUUCUGCUAAUCGCUAUGUAGGAAUUUGGUACAUGUCCAAAUCCACAGUGAUAUGGGUAGCUAACAGAGACCAACCACUCAAGGACUCUUCUGGGAGUUUCACAAUAUCCAAUGAUGGAAACCUUGUGGUUUUGAAUGGACAAAAACAUGUGAUGUGGUCUUCCAAUGUAUCAAACAUUUCUACCAACUCAAGUUCCAAACUUUCAGAUUUUGGGAAACUUGAUCUCCUGGACAGUACAGGAAAUAAGGCGUGGGAGAGUUUUCAGCAUCCUACAGACACUUUGAUGCCAAACAUGAGACUGAGCAACAAUGAAAGAACAGGUGAGAAAGUUGGAAUCACAGCAUGGAAAAACCCUUCUGAUCCAUCCCGCGGGAACUUCACUACAACCAUUGAACGAGAAACUAUUCCAGAAGUUUUCAUUUGGAAUGAAGAAACUCACCCGUACUGGCGCAGUGGUCCAUGGAAUGGUAGAGUCUUCACAGGUAUACCUGAUAUGAAAUCUUCUUAUCUUAAUGGUUUCAGUUUAAAUGCUCAAGAAGAUGGCACUUUUUAUCUCAGUUAUGCUUAUGCAAAUGAAUCUGUUUUGAAACUUUUUGCCCUGAACUGGGAGGGAAAGUUACAACAGAAGUUAUGGGAUUAUGAGGAGAAGGAAUGGCAAGUGGAGUGGGAAGCUCAAGUAUCUGAGUGUGAUGUUUAUGGUAAAUGUGGGGCUUUUGGUAUCUGUUAUUCAGAGAGAUCACCAAUAUGCAGCUGCUUGGAAGGGUUUGAACCAAGUAAUAGAGAGGAAUGGAAUAGACAAAACUGGACUAAUGGAUGUCUUAGAAGGAAAGCUCUUCAGUGUGGAAAUGCAAAUCAAAAUGGGAGUGAAGCAGAUGGAUUUCUGAAUCUGCAAAAGGUUAAAGUUCCAGACUUUGCAGAGCAGUCAUUGGCCAGUUCACUGAGUUCAGAAGAAAUGUGCAGGAGUCAGUGUUUGGCGAAUUGCACUUGUGUUGCAUAUUCAUACGAUUCUGAGAAAUGCAUGACUUGGAGUGGCAAUCUAAUUGACACACAACAGUUUUCAAGUGCAGGCAUUGAUCUUGGCAUUCGUGUAGCAAGCUCAGAACUUGAUAAAGAGAGAAACAACAAGGCCAUCAUUACAAUUUCAGUGAUAGCAGGAUUGGUCAUACUUGUCAUCGGUGCAUAUUUCUUAUGGGAGAACUUUGCUAGAAAAAGGAAGAGAAAAGGGUUCUUACUAUUCAACCGAGGAGAAGCAUCAGCAGAAAAUAUAAGUGGCAGUUUAAUUGGAGUUGGAGAUCCGUCACAAGUUGAACUGCAGGAUUCGUUGUUGUUUGAUACCGAAACACUUGUAAUUGCCACAAACAACUUCCACUUCUCCAACAAACUUGGUCAGGGUGGUUUUGGUCCAGUAUACAAGGGGAAGCUGCAAGAUGGCAGAGAGAUAGCAGUUAAAAAACUUUCCAGUGUUUCUGGACAAGGGUUGGUAGAAUUCACGAAUGAGGUCACGCUGAUUUCUAAGCUUCAACACCGCAAUCUUGUCAGGCUACUUGGCUGCUGUAGAGAAGAUGAAAAGAUGCUUAUUUACGAAUUCAUGCCAAAUACAAGCUUGGACUCAUUUAUCUUUGAUCCUCCUGAGAAUAAAUUCUUAAAUUGGAGAAAACGCUUUACUAUAAUAGAAGGAAUAGCUCGAGGUUUGCUUUAUCUUCAUAGAGAUUCUAGGCUAAGGAUCAUUCAUAGAGAUUUGAAAGCAAGUAAUAUCUUGCUGGAUGAGGAGCUGAAUCCAAAAAUAUCAGACUUUGGUUUGGCCAGAAUAUUUGGAGGACAUGAAGAUCAAGCUAAUACUAAAAGGGUUGUUGGCACAUAUGGUUAUAUGUCCCCAGAAUACGCAAUGCAAGGAUUGUUUUCAGAGAAAUCAGAUGUCUUUAGUUUUGGAGUUUUGCUUUUGGAGAUCGUUAGUGGAAGAAGGAUCUCUAGCUUUUAUAAAAAUGAGGAAUCUCUGAGCCUUUUAGGAUUUGCAUGGAAGCUAUGGAAUGAGAACAAUAUUGUACCUUUAAUAGAUGAAGGGAUGCAUGGUUCUGAUCAGGAGAAGGAUAUUUUGAGGUGUGUGCACAUUGGACUUCUGUGUGUUCAAGAAAGUGCAAGAGACAGGCCUGCUAUGGCUGUUGUAAUAUCCAUGCUCAACAGUGAAAUUAUAAAUCUUCCUCAACCAAAGCAACCUGCAUUCAUCAUAAAGGAGAAUAUAUUACCAUUGUCCUCUGAAGAGCAUCAUGGCUCAUUUUCAAACAAUGGUGUCAGUGUUACAGAAAUCCAAGGAAGAUAAAAAUAGAGAUAUCUAGUAAGAUUUGUUGAAGGAACUACUGAACUAGGAUGAGGCCAAACUUGUAUACAUUUAAAAGAUUUGUAGUAUGUUUAAUUUCAUGAUCAAUAUUAUAGUAGUAAUGACAAGUUGAGAGCUUUUAGAAGUUACUUGGUAGUGUAAAAAUAUUAAGUACAAUUGUUUUAUACACAUGCAAAGAUUGUGUUA